CUAAUUGAUUUUAAUAUAUUUUUCCUGAAAUGUUAUAGCAAAAAUAUUUAAAAUGAAUAUUAAGUGUAUACAUAAACAGUAUUUCCAACUUUGCCAGUGAAUUAUGAAAAUUUCAGAUUCAAUAACAUUGAGCUAAUUUAUUUCCAUAUUGGGUGGUGUGUCUGCCCAGAUGAUAAUUUAGUUAUUUCACUGAAUGAUCCAGCAGUAGCUUCUACAAUUGAAAUGUCACUGAUCUAUGGUGAAAUAACUCCUAUGGUAGCAAAAUUCAUUAUGAGCUUUUCUACAUGAGUCACUUGUUGUGCGCUACUCAUGAUUGUUUAUAUAGGCCUAUUUUGUGGCCACAUUUGGAAUACUUUGUAUACUUCUGGUUAUCCCAAGUCAAGGAAGUAUAACUCAGCUGCAAAUGAUGCAGAAAAGGGCAACUAAAAUGAUCCAUGCUGGAGUAUCUUUUCUAGCAGAGUAGACUAAUGUGUUGAUAAAUGAGUCAAUAAAUGGAAAGGCAUGAAUGAGGUUUGUAAAAUUAGGUAUGGGUAGAGGUUUUUGCCCCCUCCCUCUCUUAGGGUGUAAUCCUAUUCCGAUGCUUGGAAGACUCCGAAUCCAGAGGCUUAUGGACAUCCAAUGCAGAACAGGAGCAGUGGACACGAUCUUUGCCUCUGUGCACUUCCUGGUCUGCAUUUUCACUGGAGGCUUUUUCACCCUUCUAGCUGGGUCACUGUGGAGAAGGAGGCAGGAGAGCCCAGGGGAUACUUGCUUUAUCUUUUGAGGAAAAAUGACUGUUCAUCUCAAAGGAGAAAAACCUAACAUUUUACCUGACUUUCUGCAUCUGAAUGACUUAGGAUGUGAAACUACAGGAGGAAAGAUUUUAUUUGCAACGGAUGACUUUUUUGCUCCUGCAGAAAAUCUCUUAAAGAAACAAAGACCAGUAUUUCAUGCCGACCUUUUUACUGACUAUGGGAAGUGGAGGGAUGGAUGGGAAACCAGGAGGAAGCGGAUUCCAGGUCAUGAUUGGUGCAUCAUUCAACUGGGAGUCCCAGGUGUUAUUUAUGGUUUUGAGGUAGAUACAUCUUACCUCGCAGGAAACUGUGCUCCUCGGAUAUCAAUCCAAGCUGCUUUCUUGAAGCCAGAGGAGGUACCAGUACUGCCACCAAGAGGGAACAGAGUUGGAACUGCAGCUUCAGAUGAAGAGUUUAAGGCUGCCAAGGAGAUGAGGUCAGAUGAAUGGACUUCCUUGAUUCCUUUGUCAGGGAUAAACCUGGACACUACCCACAACUAUUUUUGUGUGACUUCAAAGCAAAGAUGGACUCACCUAAGACUCAACAUACAUCCAGAUGGUGGGAUUGCACGUUUAAAAGUAUAUGGCACAAUGCUGAGAGACUGGUCGCUUUCUGGCCAGAAUCACUUGAGUGAUUUGGUUGCAAUGGUGAAUGGAGGUGUCUGUGUUGGGCAUAGUGGUGCUCAGUUAGGUCAUCCCCAAAAUAUUUUAGGAAUAGGAAGAGGAAAGUCUAUGAAAGAUGGAUGGGAAACGGGAAGAAAUUUGGAAAGACCACCAGUUUUAAAAGUUGAUGGCAAGGGAUUUCUCCUUAUACCAGGAAGUGAAUGGGCAGUCUACCGAUUGGGCCACUCUGGUGUAAUAACACACAUAGAAAUAGAUACCAGUCACUUUAAAGGCAACUUUCCAGAUAGUUUUAAACUUGAGACCUGUAUCUUGAGUGUAGAAGAAGAAAAGGAAUGUAUAGCACAAAAAUGGGCCCUGAAACAAGGUCCAAAAUGGAACAUUGUGCUGCCUGCAACAAAGCUUAAACCCCAUAAGAGACAUUUUUUUGAUGGUACUGCCAUACAAACACUGGAUGUGUUUACUCAUGUGAGACUUACUAUUGCCCCCGAUGGAGGUGUAAGUAGGAUGCGUCUCUGGGGCUUUCCACGGGCGCUGCCAGAUGUUCACAAGUAAAAAUCUUCCAGGAAAAGGUUUUGCAAAAUUCCACUCACUGUUAUAUUAAACUGAAAGCAUUAAUCUCCUUGUAUACAUCCAUUUAAUUAUAGUUUUUCCACGUCACUGAUUCAAACAUAAUUUGUUACAGAUGUACAAUAACAGCAUCAUUUCUCUAGCUGAAAUAUA
This is a messenger RNA of Elgaria multicarinata webbii, 2116 nucleotides long. It is a transcript of the gene ALLC, whose product is annotated as allantoicase. Lineage: Eukaryota; Metazoa; Chordata; Lepidosauria; Squamata; Anguidae. The record is from RefSeq and is a predicted model, not a curated record. Gene Ontology annotation, biological process: allantoin catabolic process. The coding region runs from base 770 to 1948 and encodes 392 amino acids. Gene Ontology annotation, molecular function: allantoicase activity. The transcript has 12 exons.